Rhinolophus ferrumequinum (greater horseshoe bat) is the source of this 2637-nucleotide messenger RNA. It is a transcript of the gene L1TD1, whose product is annotated as LINE1 type transposase domain containing 1. Gene Ontology annotation, biological process: retrotransposition. The transcript has 2 exons. The record is from RefSeq and is a predicted model, not a curated record. Gene Ontology annotation, molecular function: single-stranded RNA binding. Gene Ontology annotation, cellular component: ribonucleoprotein complex. The coding region runs from base 1 to 2637 and encodes 878 amino acids. Lineage: Eukaryota; Metazoa; Chordata; Mammalia; Chiroptera; Rhinolophidae.
AUGUCUAGUGUACAAUCAAAAAUUCCUAGACUUGCAAAGAAACAAAAAAAUAGCACCCACAUGGGAAGAAUUCAGUUGGUAGAAACGGAAAUGGCUCAGAUAUUGGAUUUAAAAUACAAAGACAUGUCAACAGUUAUUAUGAAGAAGUUUAAAGUCUUGGUGGAAAAUCUGAACUUAAUGGUUGAAGAGAUAAGGGAAUCUCUUAAAAAUGAUGUAAAGGAAAUUUUAGGAGUAAAAGGUUUAAUAUCUGAAAUGAAAAAUCCAAAGAAUUCCAGCACCAGAAAAGAGUGGCAACAGAUAAAAAGUAUAGCCUCAAUAAAAACAGGAUUGGUAGAGAAAAUAGAAGGAGAAAAUGAUAAAAUAGUUCAGGAUGUUGAAAAUUUGAUCUUUAAAAGAAAAGAAGUAAUUGAGCCGAGUAGCAAAUUAGACAAAGCUAAAGAGUACAAUACUGAGCAAGGUAAGGAAUUGUCCCAGAAUGAAGCACAAAAUCACAAAGUCAUGGAAAGUGUGGAAGAAGACAUAAGUAAUAUAGAUGACAGAGGUAGAAAUUGCAACAUCCAUAUGGAAGUUACUGGAGAGGAUGUACUAGUCAGAGAAAUGAGAGAGGAAAAAACCCCUCAGAACUUAAAGAAUAAAGAGAAAAUUCUAAAAGUCUCCAGAGAAGAUGGAGCAGUACUUACACUGGCAGGAGACUUGUCAUCAGCAACGCUGGACGUUAGUAAGCAAUGGAGUAAUGUCUUCAACAUUCUGAGGGAAAAUGAUUUUGAACCUAAAUUUUUAUGCCAAGUUAAAUUAGCGUUUGAAUGUGAUGGUGAGAUGAGGACUUUUUCAGACAUGCAAAGCCUCAGCAAAUUUACCAGCCAAAAAUCUUUUAUGAAAGAAUUACUGAAAGGUAUAAUCCCAGAAAAUGAAAAAAUAAAGAAAGGAGGAAGAAGAUACGGGAUUCAAGAAAAAAUGGGUAAAACUCUAAUAGACUCAAAACAUGAAUCUGGGGAAACAAACAAUGAUGGCUUGAACUUUCUAUUUGUUAAAGAGGUAAAGGUUGCUGAACCAGAGGAGGAGAAAGACUUAGAGACUCAGGAGGAAGGGUCUUCAGAGGGGAAUGAAAAAGAACUCCUUGAGGAGGAAGAGGCCUCAGAGCCAGAGGAGGAACAAGAUACCUCAGGGUUAGAAGAGGAAGGAGAAGAGGCUUCAGAGUUACAGGAGGGAGAAGAGACAUCAGAGUUAGAGGAGGAUGGAGAAGAGGCCUCAGAGUUGGAGGAGGAAGAAGAGACCUCAGGGUUGGAGGAAGAAGAAGAGUCUUCGGGGCUGGAGGAAGAGGUAGAGGCCUCAGUAUUAUGUAUAGAACAGCACUCAACCUCUCAGCAUCAUACUAUGGUAAAUACAAAACAUGGAGUUGAAAUAACCAAUGAUAGCAUGGAGGAUAUUAUAAUUAAAGAGGUAGAAGAUUCUGAGCAAGAGGAAGAAGACUCAGAGUGGGAAUUGGAAGUGUUCUUAACAUGGGAUGAGGGAAAAGACCCUGAUGUAAAAAAGGUUGAGAAAAAAGAGGCCUCAUAUGGAUUUAAAGAAAUUGCUCGUUAUUUGACUUCAGAGUCUGAGACGAAAAAAGUGAAACACCAGAUGGUACAAAAAAUCCAGAACAAAGAGGAAACAGCUACACCCAGAAAUAAAGGAAUUGGGAAAUUCUGUCCAACUUUACAUUGGGACUCUUCCUCAAAAUCUCUAGAGAUAAGUUCUGAUACACAGAAAAAGCAUUCAUGUACAAAUUUGAGUACUCCAUCAGGAAUCACCAAACUUUUAAGGAAAACUGAAAAAGAGAGACACAAAACUCUGCAAACAAAAGAGCUAACAUCUAAAGAAACAGACUUAAUACAAGAAACAGAGGAAAACUUUAGAAGAAGGGUAAUUCAUUUCUUCAGAGAGAUACAAGAGGAUAUUGGAAAUAUUAAUAAUUACCAUCCAGAAGUCUUAGAAAUAAAAAAAUCAAUAGCCACUCUGAGUAGCAGAAUAGACACACUUGAAGAGAGAAUGAGCAAUCUAGAAGAUCGAAUUGAAGAAUUCCCUAAGGAUACAAUGCAAAUGGCCAAACAGAUAAUAAUCAAAGAAAGAAUAAGAGACAUAGAGGAUAGAUCCAGAAGCUCAAACAUCCGUUUGAUAGGAAUUCCAGAAAAAGAUAAUAAAGAGAAUGGAGCAGAGGAAAUAGUGAAGGAAAUAAUUGAAGAAAACUUUCCAGAGCUAAAGGAAGAUUCCAGUCUUGAGAUUGUCAGUGCCUACCGAGUACCCAGUAAAAUUGAUGAAAAGAGACUCACUCCUAGACACAUCUUGGUGAAAUUUCAGAAUUACAAUGAUAAAGAAAAAGUCAUAUAUGCUUCCAGAGAGAAAAAAGACAUAACCUACAGAGGAAUAAGAAUCAGAUUGACGGCAGACUUAUCAUUGGAUACUCUGGAUGCUAGAAGUCAAUGGGGCAAUAUCAUAAAAGUUCUGCAGGCAAAAGACUUUAAACCUAGAAUUCUAUAUCCAGCCAAAUUGGCUUUUGAUUUUGAGGGUAAAACAAAGGUAUUUUUUGAUAUAGAAGAAUUCAGAAAGUUUGUUUCUUGUACACCCUCUUUGAAAGAAUUACUGGAGGAUAUAUUUUAA